This is a messenger RNA of Thrips palmi, 8822 nucleotides long. RefSeq lists its product as uncharacterized. Gene Ontology annotation, molecular function: protein binding. NCBI's taxonomy places the organism in Eukaryota, Metazoa, Arthropoda, Insecta, Thysanoptera, Thripidae. Bases 148 to 5907 code for a protein of 1919 amino acids. The record is from RefSeq and is a predicted model, not a curated record. The transcript has 31 exons.
UUUUGAUCACUGCCGCUAGAGUGCGCCACCCUCCACGUUAAAUUUAGAGACAAAAGAUGUCUGCUCAGUCUAGAAGUCUUUUGAAGAAAACCUGGGUAAACAUUCGUCCUGGAUUGUCUUGGGUGAUUUAAAAGCUGGCCCCACGCGAUGGGUGCCACAGAAGGGCAACAAGUAUUUGAACUCAAACGUAUCCUUGCUGUCGAAAACAUUCAACUGAGUGCUCGCUCUCAAGCAAAUACAAGACAAAUUAUUGCCUUAGUUACUCAGAAUGGUGAUCUCAUUCUGUAUUAUACUAAUGGAGAAGCACCAGCAGUAUUACGAAGAGUACCAUGGUUUUUGGAGAGAGAAAAAAGGAUAACAUCUUUAGCUUUUGACCCAGCUGGUUCAUGGCUUUUAGCCACAGGAUGGGAUGGAUUUCUACAUAUAGUUCCUACAUUAUCAUUAGUGGACCCUAAAUCAGUCUCUGACCAGAGCUGGAAUCCCUUAGACCUGACUACGUUUCCAUCUGUUACUAACUCACCGCCAACAUGCUGUGUGUGGUGGCAAAGCACUGCCUUAGGACAUCAGAUGGGAUUAGUUGGUACAGAAUCAGGCGAUAUAGCCUUAAUAAAUCUCAAUACUGGACAACGUCUUGGAACUCGGAAAAUUUCUGGCUCUCUAUCAAUGCUUCAUAUUUGCCAUGACAAUUCUGACUCUGCAUACCUUUUGAUGACUUGCGAAGAUCGUCAACAAUGGCGAGUUCUUCUAGAAGACAGGGAUGGUAGCUGGUUUUGGCCUGAAGAGCCAGGACGUGGUUCUAGUCGAUCAUUGAUGAGGGAAGAGAUGAAUGGUCUCUCACCAGCUCCAUCUGCUAGGUCAAGACUUCAAGGUUUGAAACAAAUGUCAGUGGAGAAAUUAGCAAUCAUCAGACAGCGGCUUGCUGAAACACGGUCCAAAACCACUACAUCUAAUCUUUCUACAAGUUCUAAUGUGACAAGUAGAAGAGGAAGUGGCAGUAGUGAUGGCUCAGCGCGCAGCUCUGAUGCUUCCACUCCCAAUAGUAACUCUGCACCUCAAGUUGAAAAUUUGCGAUGGAUAGUAAAUGCAUUCUUAUGGCCCCAGACACUCAGGGGCCGCGAGGUUCUUUCCGCAUAUCAUGCACAAUCCAGCUUUGUAUCUAUGUACAAAAUAAAGGAUUUAGAGCAGCCUCCUGCUUAUGGUCACAAGUUGUCUUUUCCGUGUCGAGAUAUGUUAGUGACUGAACGUUUCCUUUAUUUGACUGACACAACAGCUAAGCGCUUCUCUGUAGUAUCAAGUAAAUUAUCUGAAUGCAGGAGGCAUGAUGAUUUGGAACUUAGUCCAGAAUCAGUCGUUGACUCAUUUGAGUUCCCUGGAGAGGAAAGAAUCAUCGCACUGUAUAAAGUUUCACACUCCAAAACGUAUCAAGGCGGUUCUGUACCAGUGGUCUCUGCAAGUGGUUUAAAUGUUAAAUCUUCAAAAUACUUACAUCAAGAGAACACUGCAGCAAAAUCUGCUAAAGAGGCACCUAAGUCACAUGAGCAAUGGCUUGAUCAAGAGGUGGAACGUUUAAGAGGACCAGCCAUAGACACUUGCAUUGUUGUCACCAGUCAUAGUAUUUACCACGUUGUCCUGAAGCAAUGUGCAGUGAGGAAGGUUCUGAAUCACCUUCUUGCAGGUGUGGACCCAGAUAAAGCAGGCCAGUUAUUAUGUGCUGAAUCAUUAUCACGAAUGUUUGUACUUGACCUGCAAAGAUUGCUGGAGCUGGCAGGUGACAUACAAUUGUUCAAAGGAUGUUAUGUCAAAGCCAUUGAACUGUACAAGUUAGCCAGAUGCCGACAAAUCAAGUGGAUUGUGAAGCUUGCUGCUGGCGGCCAUUCUGGCCAGCUAUUGAUUGCCCUUCAGGAGGGUGCUCUAACAGCUAAUUCUCAGGAUGCUAAUCCUGUGGAACGCUGUCAGCUUUCAAAUCUUGCUGUCCUCUGCCAAGCUCAGCAGUACCUAUCUACCGAAUCCCCUCAAUUAUUUAGUGGUUUUAUAAAAUUUUUAAAGUUGAACCAAUAUUAUGACGAGCAAAUGGCUGUGAAUAUUUUUGGUCAAAACCAUUUAUGGCCCUUUCUUAAUGAACUUGCUUGUUAUCGUGGGCUCCUCCCUGAAGUUUUAGAAGCCCAAGCAAAGAUGAUGUCCCAUGCUUUGUCUGAAUGUGAUGUAACUCAGAAACAGAAACAGCUUCUUUUGAUGACUCAAACGGGAUUUUGGGAAUCUGUAAGUGAAGGCUGUCUUAGGGAGGCUUUUCUGCAGAGGCCUCAAUUUGUUCGUAUCCAUUCUAGUUUUAUUAAGUCUUGCCUUGGUCAUUUAGAGUUGGAUGUUUUGAAGCGUCUUGCUGCUCUUUAUGAUCCAACACAUCCGGCUCUUCGUCCUGGUCUUCUUCAGUUAUUUAGGAGCACUCGGUCACGGGAAGGCAGCAACGAAAGAGAGUUGUCUGUUUCCUUUGAUAGUGCCUCUGUCAGCUCCUACUCUAGUGAUUUUGUUGAGCCAACUGUAGCAGUGUCUGAGAAUGUAGCAGUGAUGGAGGACCUGGUCAUGACAUUUAUGCUGCUACUGUUCCAAAUUUGGCACAAAAGCCAUGAUUUUGAAUACAAGCCUGAUCUUGCUGCCAGUGUUGUUCGAUUACCAAAGCGAACUAAUGAUUCUCCACCAUCUCAGGGAGUGGAAGUUUUAUCAUUAGUUACUUGUGAGUUGUCAGCUGGUUAUGGCCAUGCUGCUUUAGUUAGAAACUCUGGACUCUUUACAUGGGGCCGUAACAACCAUGGAUGUGUAGGGAUGGGACCAACUAUGAACCGCCUGAGCCAGCCUCGACCAAUUCUGACAUUUAAUUCACUGCGAACACAUGUGCUUAGUGUGGCUUGUGGGCAAAAUCAUACACUGGCUCUGACAGAAAAUGGGCUAUAUUCUUGGGGUUCAUCUACUUAUGGCCAAUUGGGACUUGAAAAUAUUGUCCAGUCUCCCUACCCAAGGCUAAUGACAUCACUGUUGGAUCAUAGAAUUGUUGCAAUAUCAGCUGGGCAGUAUCACUCUCUGGCCCUUACCUCAACAGGCAGAGUAUUUUCUUGGGGAUGGGGUGUUCAUGGUCAACUUGGACAUGGCUCUGUUGAAAAUCAACCAGUUCCAAGAAUAAUAUCAGCAUUUAAUGGCCAAGUUGUAAAUGCAAUUGGUGGAGGCCAUGCUCAUAGUUUGUUCUUGCUAAGCUCUGGUCAGGUCUUUGCAUGUGGUUCAAGUGUAUUUGGACAAUUAGGAACUGGUAACAACAUCAAAAGCAGUUUGCCGACUCCAGUGUGCAAUCUUCCUGAAAGUAUUACUACAAUCGCAACUGGCUAUUUUCACAAUUUGGCUAUCAGUAAAUCAAACAGAUUGUAUGUGUGGGGCUCCAGUCCACAAGUGUUACGUAUGCAAGCACAGGCCCAAAAGAAGGCGAGAAUGUUAUUACAGCAACAAAUCCUGCAGCAGCAGCAACAGCAGCAGCAACAGCAAUUGCAGAAACAGCAACAGCUUAGUGAAAAAGAUUCCAAGAAACUCACUUGUGAAGAUCAGGAUUCUAACGGAGAUACACAAGAUGAUCAAUUCCAAAUAAUAACAUUGAGAGACUGUCAAGACAACACUGAUGAAAUUUCUGAAAACCAGUCAGAUGUUGCCACUCAAGAAUCUGACAAAUCUGAAAGUCCUCCAUACUCAAAAGUUACCAACAAUGUUCGUUUGAAUGGGCCACAAGACAUAUUUAUCGAUCCUUUGAAUGCAACAUGCAUGUUUCCUGCCACAGAACUUUGCCAGCCACAAGCAGCAAGUAAUGGUACCAGUCCUGACACAGAAGCUGUUUCCACAAAUUCACAGUCACAGGAGAAUGAGGAAACUGAAGUCCUUGCUAAAGCUGCACUCCCUAUCCCUGAUUUAUUGGCAGAGGCAGUACCCAAAGUUGUUGUUGACUUAGUUCACACUGUCAAACUAGCUGCAUCGACUCCAGUGAGUGCUCCAGUUCCUCCAGUUGAAAGGCCAAUUGUUCCUUCGGUAAAUAUGGAUGCCGAGACAUCUCAAAGUCAUCUUUUGCCAGCCCUUGUUGACACGUCUCUGGUUGAAGGCUUGAUUGCUGAGAUUGCUUGUGGGUGUCAUCACUCUGCUCUUGUGACGGAGGAAGGCCGGGUGUAUACAUGGGGACGUAAUAUUGAUGGACAGUUAGGACAUAGUGGUCGAAAAGAAACUGCUAUCCCUACUCUUGUGCCUGACUUACGAGCUGCACAAAUUGCUUGUGGUGCUGACUUUACUUUAGCAUUGCAUGCCGAUGGGCAAGUAUUCGGAUGGGGAAGCAAUGCAACUGCACAGAUUGGUCGGAUGCCUCAAAAAGAGCCCAACAAGGGUUUAGAGGGAAAGACAAUCAUGUUAAAUACUUCCAAACGAGUGAUAAAAAUCCCUAACAGUGCAAAUAAUCGAAUUGAAAGCCCUCAAGAGAUUCAGGGGAUUCCACCUAGUAGCCCCACUCCUGCGUAUUCUAGUGCUACACUUAGUGCUGCGCCUGCGGCUGCAUGGGCAACUGAAUUGGCUACCGUUGAGCAGCCACCAUACGGUUCACUGACUCUGCAUUGGGCAUUACACCGUUUCUUCCCUUAUUACAGCUCCGGAUCAUUACUGCAUAAGAGUUUGCAGCAUGGCAACCUGCAGGCUGCUGGACGCCUUUCCCUUCUGGCUAAAAAUAUCCCAGCAUCUCUUGGUUAUCAUAUGGAUGCUUUCAUCCGAACCUGGAACCAGAAGUCACUCACAGGCACAAAUAUUAACACCAUGUCUAAGAUGAAGUCACCCUCCCCCAUGGGGAAUCUGAAACUUGAGGAUCAACAGGACUCACCUGUUAAAGGUUCAAGCGACACAUCAGAACAUACUUCAUCAUCAACAGCUACUUUGAAUGAUGAAAAUGGUGGAUCGUCUCAAAGUGAUAAUUCUGAAAUGCAUGCUUUUGCUGUGCAAGGCGGCAACGAAGAAAUGUCUGAGGGGACUGAUUCUGAGAAUACCAAAUCCAAUCAGCAGCCUUCAGAUGAAACAUCAAGUAUGGCCUCUGUAAGUUUGGAGGAACAAGACAUUGCCCCACCUAAAUCUGGUUCCCAGGUCGAUAUAACUAAGGAAUCAAAUGAGGAAAAGAACAAUGCAGUCACAGAGGAUGGAAAUCAUGUUGACAAGCAGGACAUAAAGCAAGCAAAGCAAUAUGGCUGGUUGCAGCAUGAAAUAUUCCGACUUAUUCAGUUGCAUAUGAAUUUAGUGGAGGAGGAGGAACAGGAUGAGUCAGUAACCUCACUGCUAUUGCAAAAGAUUGUCACAUUUUGGGUUAAAGAGAAUAUACCAUCUUCUAUUCUUGAGCAACUACUACAGCAGCAUUGGAAAGAAUUGGCAUAUCCUUUUGCAAAUUUGAUAUUUUGCUCUGAUUUGGAUGGGAGUGAGAAGCUCAUCGAAUCUCUGUCAACAUGCUUCAUGAUGAAAUUAUGUUCUUCGAUGGUAACCCAGCUGAAAAACAAAGGCGAGUGUUCUGAGUUAAAUACUCUGCUGAUGCGCUUGAUGUCUCAAAAAGGUUUAUGGAAACCGUCAAAUGACACAUCUGGAGUGACCAUGGAUCAACUAGUUGAACAUUUAACUACUAAUGCAGCAGGCAGAAGAGCCCUCCAUAUUGAACCACUUCAUGAUUCUCUGGACAACAACAACAUCGUUGCUUUUUCCUGUGGUCAUCAAUUAAAUUGGCAUGACUAUAAUGCUGAGGUUGCAGCAGCACAAACAGAGGGCUCAGCGUUGGCUGGUGUCCUCUCUGAUGGUGAAGAUGCCGUUUUCCAGCAUGCCUGCCCAUCCUGUGUGGCGCAGUACUUGCUACGUAUUAAACUGUGAUGCAUACUGUACUCACAUUGUUCACAAACCCUAUUUUAUUUUAAAGUUUGAGAGAUUUUUAUGGUGAAGUAAUUGAUCAUGUCAGAUUUUAUGAACUGUGCUCAGUUAGAGUUGUUAAGGAGUCAUGAAUUUCAGAAUGUUAGGUCUACACCAUUUGAAUGUUUUUGUAUUCUUUUGAGGCAAUUGCCUACCUGCAAGCUCAUUAAUUAGACUGUGGAGCAAGAAUUUCUGUAUAUUAUUAAACUCAAUCUCCUGGAUAGAAAGCUCAAAUUGACCACUAUAUUAAUGUUUUUAUUUUAUAUUGGAUCAAAAUGGAUCAAUGCUGCAAAGCUACUGUAUUUGAUUAUGACUUAAUUGAUAAGAUGUUCAAAAGAGUGAACAGCCUGAAGUUGACAGAACAAGUUAUAGCUGUCAAAUACUUACCAAUGUAAACUCAGUGAAGACUCGUUUUUUUACUGCUUUUGAGUAUUUUCUUCAACUUUGUCAUUACAUUACUUGUAAUGCGCUUGAGUUUUAUUACCUUUUCUUACUGUAAGGCUACUUAAAGGGAUGUUCUUGGUAAAUUUUAUUCUUUGUAUGAUUGCCUUUUUCUACUUAGAUAAAGUUGUCCAUAAUUAAGUGGUAUUUUGUAAAAGAAAGAAGUUCACAAAAGUUCUUGCUGUUUCAUCAAUUUUGUACAUUUACCUGCUGUCAUUUGCAUUGUUAACAAUGAUGUUCAAACAGUGGUAAUAAUAAUAAUAAUAAUAUUGGAAUGGGCUGAGCAGUCGAAUGCGAAUGAGAACUCUGUGAUACAGAGGAUAAAACCUCCAUGGGGCCACAGGCAGAAGGUUUCCAUACUGUAAGGUGCUGUUCCUUAUACUUUUGCCCAUAAACUUUUUUUUUAAUCAUUUUAAGAAUUUUGCUUAAACAGUUGAACUUUUGCAAUUUUUUAAAACUCAUUUGUUUAGUAUGGAAUCUUUGUAUGACAUGUUUUUAGGACAUUUAAAGGUUUCGAACUUCUGAACGAUUACGUAACAGCUGGAGUCUGCUUAUUUUGUGGUAUCGCAGUUCAAGUUUGAACAGCUUAUUCUAGCCUAUACCGUUCCUUUUCAUCUUGAGACAUUUUGGUGCCGUAGUGCACUUAAUUUUGUGUUAAUAAUUAAUUUAGUAAACUUGGUUUAAUUUGCUUAACUUGAUGUGUGAUGAAAAUGUGAUAGUAUGUUUUUAAGUAAGAGGUCUUAACUGCUGUGAUGAGGAUGCUGCUUGCAUAAUUGCUUAAAAAUUUGCUUUGAUGAUAGAUUAGUUUGUUUUUUUGUUUUGUUUUUUUUCUUCAAGUCAUUGUCCUGCCCACCUUCAUGAAAAUAAUGUUUGUAUCCUGUAGUUUCAAAGAUGGUAACUGUUUUGUUGAUGUGCAUUGUUUUGUCUAAUGUGUCCAUGAUGAAUUGACUGUUAAAGUUAUGGACGGCAUUCAUUCAGUUCUAAGUCGCACUGGUGAAGCCAAUUUUGAGGUCCGGAAACAAGGGUGCGCCUUCGUCUAUGUGUAAAGUAGAUGGGAUUCUAUUGAGAAAGCCACAGUUUUUUCAUGGGUACAUGACUGAAGCGCCAACUUCCAGAUUGGAAGCUGAAGUCCAAGGCUUCCAUUAUUUCUAAAACUUCACAGACAAGUCUAUAAGAAAAGCUUUAUCUUGUUUAAACUCGCUAGUAAGAAGUAUUAGUUAUUAAAAUUUGAGGCAGUCUUGAUGGCGUUAUUAUUAUUAAUAUUUCUUAUUCAAGUGUGUCUGAGCCUAUGCUUUUGUAAGUUGUUGUUCCCGUUUACAAUUGGUUUGGUUUUACAAUUAUUUUAUCCUAUCCCCUCUUUUGUACAACACUUAAAAAGUAACAAUUAUGCCGACUGAGCUUGUCUGUAUUAAAGGGUGAUGUUAAGUAGCUUCCAUUAGCAACUGUUUUGAGGCACAUGCCAUGUCCUGAGUGCCAUUGGUGCCAUCCUCAUCUUUAUUUCUCUAUUGAUACAGUUUGUCCAUGAUGCAAGUUUAGUUUGAUUAUUUUAAUUGCCUCUGGGGAUUCCCCCUUUUCUAGUCAAAAUCCAGUUGCCACUUAACAUUUUAGAAAAGGAAGCUAAAGUUCAAAUACCCCGCUGCCGUUGCCACGCACUGUAGGAAAAGUAGAAAUCCUUCAUUUGUUUGAAGAGGUUUAAGUCUGUACAAUUGUACAAAUUUUGCGUUGUGGGGUAGAUUGAGUAAUUGAAUGGAUGACACCUGGGCUUUUUUUAAGUUUUUUAUUUUAAAUUUUAUUUUAUAUUCUAAGGAUGAUGUACAUGUUGUAUUCAUUGGGGUUUGAAUGACGAUUGUCAAGAAGAGAAAUUUUCAUUGGAUUUUGUCCUAUCCAGUCUUUUUACUUUGCUUCUGAGCUUACUAAAUUAUAGUUUCAAUGUUAAUCUUAUUUCUAAUGGCCUCAGCAUUAAUGAAACUCAUUUAUAAGUAAUUUGAGAAUUUUCCUUUAUCUCUAUUGGAACAUAAAUUUUUGUAAGAUAAGAAUGACUUAUCUACCUCUGUAAUUUAAGACAUAGAUGGUCUUUCAGAUCUGACUUGUCAUUUUUGUCUAAUGCACCAUCAUAUAUCAUAAUCAAUGUGACUGUCCUGUCUUGAGCUUAAAAUUGUAUUACAAUGAAUCGCACAAAAGCUACUUCCUUGACAAAUCUUAGUGUAUGCUGCCAUCCAGGUCCGGAGGUCCGUCCAUCUGGAUGCCUCCUUUUUGCCCGUGCAUGCAUGCAUAGUCAGGGUCAGAAAUCUCAUUUGGACGUGGCUUGUUACAAUGGGCGGACCCCCAGUCCUAAAGGGUUAAUCUGAUGUUGUACCCUGCUCUCUAUUUUUAAACCUAAUGACUGUCAGGUUCAGGAUAUAGCUCUCUCUGACGGAAGUUAAUAAAGAGACGUGUUA